Molecule: messenger RNA, 3765 nt
Organism: Aspergillus oryzae RIB40
Lineage: Eukaryota; Fungi; Ascomycota; Eurotiomycetes; Eurotiales; Aspergillaceae
Product: DNA-directed RNA polymerase II core subunit RPB2
Exons: 2
Coding region: 1-3765 (1254 amino acids)
Biological process (GO): DNA-templated transcription
Cellular component (GO): RNA polymerase II, core complex
Molecular function (GO): ribonucleoside binding; DNA binding; DNA-directed RNA polymerase activity
Source: RefSeq, a predicted model, not a curated record
AUGGCUGACUAUGAUGAUGCUUACGAGGAUGAGUUUUACGAUGAUAUGGAAGAGGGGAUCACCUCGGAGGAUUGCUGGACCGUCAUCUCGUCUUUCUUCGAUACGAAGGGUUUAGUCUCGCAGCAGCUGGAUUCUUUCGAUGAAUUCAUUUCAUCAACAAUGCAAGAACUGGUGGAGGAACAAGGCCAAGUAACACUCGAUCAGACACUUCCGCCCGACGAAGAUGAAGUCGACCCCGUUGUUGUCCGUCGCUAUGAGCUCAAGUUCGGAACAGUUAUGCUUUCCCGUCCCUCCGUCACUGAGGGUGAUGGUGCCACCACUAUCAUGUUGCCCCAGGAAGCUCGUCUCCGAAAUCUCACCUACGCUAGUCCCCUCUAUCUCGGCAUUACAAAGCGAAUCAUGGAAGGCAGAGAGCGGUCAGUUGCUGACCGUGACGACGAGGAGAUUGAGGAAGAUGAAGACAGAAAGGCUCGUGGCACCUACCUCCAGUGGGAGCAGAAGGAGCUGCCCGCCGAUCAAGCCAAAGAGGAAACCGUUUUCAUCGGAAAAGUGCCUAUCAUGCUCAAAUCAAAGUAUUGUAUUCUUAAGGACCUCAGCGAGCAGGCUCUGUACAAUUGGAAUGAAUGCCCUUACGACUCCGGUGGUUAUUUCAUCAUCAACGGAAGCGAAAAGGUUUUGAUUGCCCAGGAGCGAAGUGCAGGUAACACGGUCCAGGUUUUCAAGAAAGCACCACCGAGUCCAACACCAUAUGUCGCGGAAAUUCGAAGUGCCGUCGAGAAGGGAUCUCGACUUCUUUCUCAACUCUCUCUCAAGUUGUUCGCUAAGGGUGAUAGUGCAAAGGGUGGAUUCGGCCCUACUAUCAGGUCCACUUUGCCCUACGUGAAGACGGACAUUCCGAUCGUUGUCGUUUUCAGAGCGCUCGGUGUGGUCUCUGACGAGGACAUUCUUAACCACAUUUGCUACGAUCGUAACGAUACCCCUAUGUUGGAAAUGCUAAAGCCUUGUAUUGAAGAGGGUUUCGUUAUUCAAGAUCGUGAAGUUGCUUUGGACUUCAUUGCUAAGCGUGGCUCUUCCCAGUCAAGCAUGAAUCAUGAGCGUCGUGUGAGAUACGCGCGUGAAAUUAUGCAGAAGGAGCUUCUUCCUCAUAUUUCACAGAGCGAAGGUAGUGAGACUCGGAAGGCAUUCUUCUUGGGUUAUAUGGUGCACAGACUUCUGCAGUGUGCUCUGGGCCGCCGGGAUGUUGAUGACCGUGAUCACUUCGGAAAAAAGCGUCUCGAUCUUGCAGGCCCCCUUCUGGCGAACCUUUUCCGUGUUUUGUUUACCCGAGUUACUCGUGAUCUCCAGCGUUACGUCCAGAGAUGUGUUGAGACCAACAGAGAGAUUUACCUCAAUAUUGGUAUCAAGGCCAGUACACUGACUGGUGGCUUGAAGUACGCCCUUGCUACUGGUAAUUGGGGCGAACAGAAGAAGGCCGCAAGUGCUAAGGCUGGCGUGUCGCAAGUGCUCAGUCGUUAUACCUACGCUUCUACUUUGUCACAUCUUCGCCGAACCAAUACGCCUAUUGGUCGUGAUGGUAAAAUUGCUAAACCCCGCCAGCUUCACAAUACUCAUUGGGGGUUGGUUUGUCCAGCAGAGACUCCUGAAGGUCAGGCCUGUGGUCUGGUCAAGAACUUGGCCCUCAUGUGUUAUGUCACUGUUGGUACACCCAGCGAACCUAUCAUUGACUUCAUGAUUCAGCGUAACAUGGAAGUUCUUGAGGAGUUUGAGCCUCAGGUCACUCCCAACGCAACGAAGGUCUUCGUCAAUGGAGUGUGGGUCGGUAUCCAUAGAGAUCCCGCCCAUCUUGUCAAUACGAUGCAGUCACUGCGGCGACGAAAUAUGAUCUCCCACGAGGUCAGUUUGAUUCGUGAUAUCCGUGAGCGGGAGUUCAAGAUCUUCACCGAUGCUGGACGUGUUUGCAGGCCGUUGUUCGUCAUUGACAAUGACCCGAAGAGCGAAAAUUGCGGUGGUUUGGUGUUGAACAAAGAGCACAUCCGCAAGUUGGAACAAGACAAAGAAUUACCACCCGACCUCGACCCUGAGGAUCGUAGAGAACGUUACUUUGGAUGGGAUGGGUUAGUGAGAUCGGGUGUGGUAGAGUAUGUUGACGCCGAAGAAGAGGAGACGAUCAUGAUUUCCAUGACACCGGAAGACCUGGAAAUUUCCAAACAGCUUCAGGCUGGCUACGCCCUUCCUGAAGAAGAGCUCGAUCCCAACAAGCGCGUCCGCUCUAUACUGAGCCAGAAGGCACAUACUUGGACACACUGUGAGAUUCAUCCUAGUAUGAUUCUCGGAGUUUGUGCUAGUAUCAUUCCAUUCCCUGAUCACAAUCAAUCGCCCCGUAACACAUACCAGUCUGCUAUGGGUAAACAAGCUAUGGGUGUGUUCUUGACGAACUUCGAUCAGCGUAUGGAGACGAUGGCGAAUAUUCUCUACUACCCUCAGAAGCCACUAGCGACAACACGGUCAAUGGAGUUCCUGCGAUUCCGUGAAUUGCCAGCCGGUCAGAACGCCAUCGUUGCCAUUGCUUGCUAUUCCGGUUACAACCAGGAAGAUUCAGUUGUUAUGAACCAAAGCAGUAUUGAUCGUGGUCUUUUCCGCAGUCUUUUCUACCGUACUUACACGGACAGCGAGAAGAUGGUUGGUUUGACGGUUGUUGAACGCUUUGAGAAGCCAAUGCGACAGGAUACGAUUGGCAUGAGAAAGGGUACUUAUGAUAAACUGGACGAAGAUGGUAUCAUUGCUCCUGGCGUACGUGUCUCUGGUGAGGAUAUUAUUAUUGGUAAAACGGCCCCUCUAGCUCCCGACGCGGAGGAGCUCGGCCAGAGAACCAAAGCCCAUACCAAACUGGACGUUUCCACGCCCCUUAGGAGUACUGAGAGCGGUAUUGUGGAUCAGGUUCUGGUGUCCACCAGCAAUGAUGACUUGAAGUUCGUAAAGGUCCGUAUGAGGACUACCAAAAUCCCUCAGAUUGGAGACAAGUUCGCUUCGCGUCACGGACAGAAGGGUACCAUUGGUAUUACCUACCGUCAGGAAGACAUGCCGUUCUCUCGAGAAGGUGUUGCGCCUGAUUUAGUCAUCAACCCUCACGCCAUUCCCUCGCGUAUGACUAUUGCUCACUUGAUUGAGUGCCAGCUUAGUAAGGUAUCAGCCCUGCGUGGCUUUGAGGGUGAUGCAACACCUUUUACCGAUGUUACUGUCGAUUCUGUCUCUCGUCUACUUCGCGAGCACGGCUACCAGUCUCGCGGAUUCGAGGUAAUGUACAAUGGCCAUACCGGCCGGAAGCUAGUGGCGCAGGUGUUCUUGGGACCUACGUACUACCAACGUCUGCGACACAUGGUCGAUGACAAGAUUCAUGCCCGUGCUCGUGGACCGACUCAGAUUUUGACUAGACAGCCCGUGGAAGGUCGUGCCCGUGAUGGUGGUCUCCGAUUCGGAGAGAUGGAACGUGAUUGUAUGAUCGCCCAUGGAGCAAGUGCCUUCCUAAAGGAACGUCUCUUUGACGUUUCUGACCCGUUCCGCGUCCACAUCUGCGAUGACUGCGGAUUAAUGACGCCAGUUGCUAAACUGAAGAAGGGACUUUUCGAGUGUCGACUGUGCAACAAUAAGCACAGGAUUUCGCAGGUGCAUAUCCCUUAUGCCGCCAAGCUUCUGUUCCAAGAGCUGGCCUCGAUGAACAUUGCCGCCCGCAUGUUUACCAACCGUUCCGGCGUUUCCGUGCGGUGA